AACAAAAAACGUCAACAAACCCAGACGUGUUUGCGGUGAUGCAAUUUGUUUUUUUUUUUACAUAAAGAAAGCGAAAGUGCUCGACUGACUGAGUUUAAUAAACACACAACACUGUAAUUGUUAUAAGUACAAUUACACGUAGUUGUGACAACAGAACGUUGCCCAAUGUCGAGUUGCAGUUGCAAGCACUAAAGAUAACGGCAAAAAGGGCUAACUAUAACAGCGCCCAAAAAGAGGGGUCCAAGGGCUUUCACACUGUCCAAUGUGCACGCGGAUGGAAAGUUUCGCGCGUAACUGGGCCAUUUGUGCAGCAUAACCUCAACUUCAAACAACAUUUUGGGCAACAUGCAGCGUAUAAUGCCUGGUGCUGGCUGGAGUCUGCCAUUUAGGAUCUCCACUGCCACAAAGGUUGUGUUCUUCUCGCUGAGCGCGGGCGUAGCAUUGGUAGCAGUGUUGUCGCGCUUCUUACGCCGAAGGAAGCCUCCACGUCCACCGCGCCGUGUGCGCAAAUAUACAGGCAGACGCACAAGAAACAGCAUGCGCAGUCCCAAUGAUCUGAUCAGCAUAGCUGGUUCUAAAGCAUCGGCCAGAUCGGGCAGUCCUGUAGGCUCCACUUUGGCCUAUUCAGAUCUUCUUUCCAUGGCCUCUGGAUCCAUAGGUCCUAGUGGACAACAACAGGUUGUGGGCACUGCUGGUGCCACCACUACCGAUGGUGUCGUCGUUUCGCAACUUACAUCACAACAGGCGGGCCUAAUGGGAAUGGAGGCUUUGGAUAUGGCCAUCAAUUUCUGGGAAGAUGCGCUCUCAGCGCAUUAUUCUGCUGGUGGUGUGGCCGCCUCUAACACGGCAGAGGAAUCGGAGUUUUGUCGCGAUAUACAAAAUUUGCUGGAGAUGGCAUAUACGCUGCAGGAACAGAGUGAAAUGUUGUUCCUGGACCAGCGAUCGGUGCUCUUCCGCGAGGAACAUUCCAUAGACGAAGCCGAGGAAUAUGGCUUGACUAAUGCUUCCAAUGCUGGUGACAAUGAUGAGGAUCGUCGUUCACGCAAAUCGGUUAGCGUGCUGAGUCGCUCCGGCUCCGAUCCGAAUUUCGAUUCGGCCGAGAGUUUUGCCUCAGCGCUGGAUCAGGUGGCUGAUCUGCGUGAGUUCGAUGGCUUCAUAGAGACUUCUUAUGAGGAGUAUCCGCUGUUCCAAACAGCGCUCAAGCAUCUUGAGGAGUACAAUGUACCAUGUCGCACCAUCCGCUCCGAUUUGAUGCAUUGCAGCAGCGAUACAGAGUAUCUGGCCAAGCUGCAUUGCGUGCGUUUGGCCUUUGAUGUCCUCUUUGAGAAUCCCGCUGUGGGUCAAUGGAUCUGCGAUGCUGGCCGUCAGGUGCUCACGGAUCUACUAUGCCUGGGCGAUAAGGAUACCAAGGAGUUUCUGGUGGGCUAUGAGGAUAUGAUUAACUAUUUGCAGGAGCCCAAAAAUUGGCCCUGCAUACAAGUGGAGCUGGAGCAGCGCAAUGUUAAAGCGAUGACAUUUUAUGAUAUUUGCCUGGACUUUAUAAUACUUGAUUCCUUUAGGGAUCUGGAUAUGCCGCCUGCUAGUGUUAUUGCUGUCGUCCAAAAUCGUUGGCUAUCCAAUGGCUUCAAAGAGACGGCGCUCACCACAGCAGUCUGGUCUGUAAUAAAGGCCAAGAAACGCAUGCUGAAGUUUCCCAAUGGCUUCAUGGCACAUUUCUAUGUAAUAUCAGAACAGAUAUCGCCGCUUAUGGCCUGGGGAUUCUUUGGACCGAAUGAGAGUAUGCGGGAUAUUUGUCAUUAUUUCCGGGAACAAUUGUUGGCAUUUCUGUCAGACAUUUAUAGCUUUCAAAAAAGUCGCUUUACAACCAUUGACGAGUUCUCUGAGGAUGUGCUCAAGCAUAUGCAGACGAGGGUUAACAACAUAGGAGUCAAGUUCAGCCAGUGAGGAUUGCGAGAGAAAGUAAUUGACUUUACUUAAUGCGCUACAAAAUGCUUUUUCGUUAAUUUUUUAUAUUUUAUAUAUAUAUAUAUAUCUAUAUAUAUGUAGAGAUUUUUGAAGCCAGCUCACUCUACGUUUAAUUUUAAUGCCCCACACACACACACACACAUCUGGUCAUAAACACAUUUACAUUUAUGAUUAAGAUCUGGAUUAAAGUCGCCAAAAACAUUUGUAAAAAUUACAGUAGACACUUUUUACAACGGCUAACUAAAACCUAAUUAGUUUCUGUGUGUACCUUCCUUGGUGUAUAUGAAUUUAAAACAAAAUAAAACUGAAAAACUA
Messenger RNA from Drosophila busckii, 2280 nucleotides. RefSeq names its product mitoguardin (gene Miga). NCBI's taxonomy places the organism in Eukaryota, Metazoa, Arthropoda, Insecta, Diptera, Drosophilidae. The coding region runs from base 346 to 1944 and encodes 532 amino acids. Gene Ontology annotation, biological process: mitochondrial fusion. The transcript is spliced from 3 exons. The record is from RefSeq and is a predicted model, not a curated record.